AUGCACCCGGCCGCGAUAUCGGCGACGGUCAACUCGUUCGCCGAUGAUGAAGUCGCCGUCGCCCGCUCUCACGAAGGCGUCGGUGGCUUUGAUGGCGCCGUGGACUUUGCGCAGCUGCCGGGCGAGCCAUUCGGGGGAUUGGCGGGUCGCCGCGGGAGGUUUCGAAGAAUGCGAGGCCCCUGUUUUUUUGUGUAA
Molecule: messenger RNA, 195 nt
Organism: Letharia columbiana
Lineage: Eukaryota; Fungi; Ascomycota; Lecanoromycetes; Lecanorales; Parmeliaceae
Exons: 1
Coding region: 1-195 (64 amino acids)
Source: RefSeq, a predicted model, not a curated record